Funneliformis caledonium is the source of this 206-nucleotide messenger RNA. NCBI's taxonomy places the organism in Eukaryota, Fungi, Glomeromycota, Glomeromycetes, Glomerales, Glomeraceae. The record is from the annotation of a GenBank genome assembly.
AUGAAAGUUUACAAGCAGAUAAUAGUGAUAAAGAAAAUGAUGAUCCUCAAUUAAAAAAUCCAAGAAAACAUCGUGAAAAGGGUCGACCAUUAGGUACAAAAAGAUUUAAAUCAUCACAUGAAAGUUAUAAGCCUAAAAUAAAGCAUCAAAGACGAUGUAAGAAAUAUGGAAAUGUAGGACAUUAUCAAAAAAAUUGUAAGAUCUAG